UUCGUUGUAAGAAGUUGGGUUGUAUCUUUUAAUUACAGUUUCUUUAACUAGUUUUGGAUCUUUCAUUGUCCUAUUAGUUUCUAUCUACAUACUCUUGCUCAUGGUUUCUUUAACUAAGUUUGGAUAGUAUUUUGUUUUGUUUUGCAUUACCUUGCCAUUUUUUUUUUCGCAACUCAAAAUGAGACCAAUUAAAGAUGGGAAAACAGAGCUCCUUGAAAAUGAAUGGCUGAUUGAGAUGCGAGUGAAUCGAUAAGCUUUGAUCUCAAAGACCUUGCUACUGCUGCUAAAAAGCUUGUGAACCAUGUUAUCUAUCUUGGCAGCUGAAUCUUGGACUUUGUUGGAGGCCCGGCGAAGUAUCGAUUUCAGCUGAGAUUGGACAAAGAUUGGCUUGCUAUGAAGCUCUCUGUCACGGUUCUCUUCCUCUCUCGGCAGUUUCUGUGUCCAUCGACCACCACCACUCUAUUUCUCCCGCUGUCACGAAAACCUAAGCAGCACUCUGUCGUUCUCUCUCUGCAGGCAAUGUUAGGGUUUGGUGAGGGGGUUCUUGACGGUGUCUCAGUUCCCUCUAGUUUCGAGUCUUGAAUCGACGUCGGUCUCUUCUCCUCUGCUCCUUCAAGGCCUAAAAAAACCCUAAAUUUUGGUUUCGGUUAUGACUUUGUUCACAAACGUCCUCCUCCUUCUCAAUCCUGUGACAGACAAAAGUCGCGAUUUGCUGUAGGUGUUGCUGGGAUUUCGAAUUGGGUUCUGUGCAGAGAAGGAGUGAUUCUAAGGGAACUUGAGAAUGGCUUGUAAAGCAAAGCUUAUGAUUCCUGAGGAUGAGAAGUACGAAGGAAAGCCAUUUGCCCUUUCACACACAAGGACCGCCAUUACAACAAUAAAGGUGAAGUUCAAUACGCAGCAGUUACAGAGGUUCGAGGGAAGUUGUUUUGGUCAUCUAUUACUGAUAGAGGACCUCAAGUGGAAUUCACAAAUUGUCCACGGCCUGUUGAUGAGGAAGGCUGAUCCUAAGACAAUUACACAGGUGAACGGGAUAAAAUUCAUUGUGGGUAACAAGUUGAUACAAUUCACAGCCCAACAAUUUUGCCUCAUCACGGGGCUAAGGUUCGAAAAGCUCCCUUUCAUUCCGAAGGCGACAAAUGAAAAUUGCUCGUUGAAGCGAAAAUACUUCAGCAGCAAUAAACCUGCCACCCUUUUGGACCUACACACCGUCUUCAUCGAGUGCACAGAUGAUGAGGAUGCGUUAAAGCUUGGAAUGGUCUAUUUUGCCAUUUUUGUUCUAUUGGGUAGUGAAAAGCAUAUGCUUAUUGACAUACGCUAUUUGAAGUUGGCUGAAGACCUAGAGGAGUUUGACAAGUAUCCAUGGGGCGCAGUGUCAUAUGCAAUGACAAAUGCUUCACUGUUGAGGGCAGUUUGUGCUGAAUACCAACGAGUGAAAGUGCCCCAAAAAAGAAAAAUGCCCAAACAAAGUGGAAAGAGAGCGCAGACAAGAAUGCGAAGUGGUAGACCAAGAGAGUACAUCAUAAGGGGGUUUGGCUUCGCUCUUCAGAUUUGGGCUUUUGAAGUGUUCCCAGCAUUGGAAGCAUUGCAUUUCACGGUCCAUGAAGACAAUAGUCACAUCCCUCGAAUAUUACAUUGGAGGAGCAACACGGUGGCCCGUUUUCGGGAGGUUAUGAGUCAGGUUUUUGAAAACUUUGAGGUUGAUGUGCAACUUCUCCGGCCAACAGAUAUUGAGAAGCAACAACCUUACUGGAGUUCGGGUGAUGAUGACAAUGAAGAAGAAAUUGUUGAAUUAUUUGGGGAUAAGGCCGAAGAAAAAACCGGCACUUUUAGUGAAGAAAAAGACGCGGAUGUUGAGGAAACAGCUACCCUUCCCUCCUCUUCUAAGAUGAGCAUGACCUCUUUCCAAUGUUGUGAAAAUAUUGCGAAUACGAUAGGAAUGAAGUGGAAAUAGUUUCCUGGUUUUUUGUAAGCUUUCUAACUGUUGCAGUAUAACUGUAUGCAGGGCAAAGGGUCUGUUAAUGACGUUCGCAGUUUGAAGCAUCAAUUACGAAGCACUAAGGAUCAGUUGGAAAAUCUACGUAGUUCAAAUCGGGGGCUUAGGAACAGAGUUCGUGACUUGGAAGCUAUUGUACAGAAGAACUGUUUCAAGCAUGAGAACAAGUGUGACAGAAAUAAAAACGCUAUUCGGGAUUUGACCCUAAAAAUUGCUUCAGUCGAACAUUAUUUUAAGUUGGAGAUGGAGGAGUUAAAAAACAAUUAUGGUGGAGAAGGGCAUGAGGAAAUCUGUACUGCUCAGAUGAAUGAAGGAGGGCAGAAUGAAAUGUCACCCUUCAAUGAACCUACUAGUCCGACUACAGCAGCACCUAAAAUGGACACUCAAGUUCCAGCUGAUGGAGUAGAAGCCUUCCCAGGCAUGCAUACAGAACGGGGUGAAAUGGAAGCAGCAGUCUGUGGUGAUGGAGUGGAAGGCUUUCCAGCCAUGCAUAUAGAAGGGGCUGCAAGGGAAGCGGAAGUCCCUGCUGAUGGAGUGGAACCCUUCCCAGCCAUGGAAGUCGUAGACACUGAAAUUGAAACUUCAGUUCGUGAGAGGCAAGUGGACCAACAACCUCACAAGGUUCCUACCUCUGAAGAUGUGAAGCUUCCUAGUGUUGAAGAUGCCCUCCUUCCUACUCCGGAAGAUGGGAAUGGGUAUAGAGUUAUUUGUAAAACAAUGUUACAUUUGUUAGAGGAUUGGAAGAAGACAGAAAUUGAGGGGGUGGGAUGCAAGGUCAGGCCUCCCAUGAAAUGUAACAUAAGUCUGGUUGGUGAUGAAGGGGACAACGAGGCUACUGCCACGGUUCGAAAACGAGAUGCUGAAGGCAAAGGGUGCAGACUUAAGCGGGCUGCGACACCAUUGUUGAGUCCAUUCACCGAUCCCUUCAGGAAAAAGAUGAAGGUUACUGAUUUGCAUGCACAGACACCUCAGCCCCGUUUUGAUCCGACAAAACCCGUGGCCAUGGACGAUGUGAAGGCUAUCAUACAAGUUUGCAGGGCUUGGAAAACUGACAUCAGUGCGGAGCUGGAGCUCGAACCAUUUGAAGUUGGGGCAUAUUUUUUUACAAACUGAUAGAUGAAACUGCAUGGAUGAGCUCGAGGCACCUUGACAUGGCCAUGUUUCUAAUACGCAAAAGACAACUCUCUCAUCCUCAACUAUUUGGAAGGGAGUGGACAACCGCCGAGUUUUGUCUGCAGCAAUUUUUACAGCCGUUUGCAAUGCCAAGUGCCAAACGAGUCACGAGGAAACAAUAUGCUUCAAGGACCGUUGACCCUCCGCCUAACUACCUCAAAAAUGUACACCACUUUGUCAAUGGGUCAUGGCAACAUGGGUAUGCGCAAGCAUGGACGAAAGUGCGCAAGGUCUAUCUCCCGUAUAAUGUUCGACAGUCCCAUUGGGUGGCAGUAGAAGUCGACUUUGUGCGACAUACUGUCACUGUCUAUGACUCGUAUUCUGAUUUUACCUCCAACAGUAUGCUUGUCCGAUUCAUGGAGCCUAUUACCCAUACGCUUGCAAAGGUGCUGCAUGAAAUGAGGUUUUAUGAGAAAUCGGAGGUUGAAGCGGUGAAGAGAAAGGGGACUGACAUGUCAAACUUUAACCCAUUCACAAUUUGCAGAAUUUCCGAUGUUCCUCAACAAAGUGAUGGUACUUCAUGUGGCAUUAUGACAGUCAAAUAUAUUGAGUACCUUAGUGCCGGCAUUCCUUUACAUACCAUUGACCCAUCGAAGUUUGGCUACUACCGAUUGAAGCUUGCAAUCGAGGCUUUCAGGGGGGAGGCCUAUGUAUGAGGUGGUCCUUCGAGCUUCAUACCCAUAUUGACAUCUCAGAUUCUGUACACGUAUGUGAAAGAAGUUGCAGGCUGUUUUGUCGUAUUGUGAAUAUUGAAACUGAAUAUGAGUUUUUGCAUAACAUGGCACAAUUUUUGACAUUUUGCUCACCACGCGAUAAAGUGGGGUGAUUUUGUAGUUUGUUGCAGGGUGUUCAUUUAUGUAACAGAAUUCAACUGUACUUGUCUUCCAUGGUAGAAGGGCUGUAUUCACUUUCCUUUGUUACAACUAAUUGUUGACAUUCUGUGCUUAACAGAGAUUGUAAAUCCAUCAUUUGGCACAAGUUGCAGCGAAAUGCAAUUUUUUGGGGCCACCCACAUUGUAGCCUUUUUCCAUUA
This is a messenger RNA of Prunus persica (peach), 4199 nucleotides long. RefSeq lists its product as uncharacterized. The coding region runs from base 782 to 1951 and encodes 389 amino acids. NCBI's taxonomy places the organism in Eukaryota, Viridiplantae, Streptophyta, Magnoliopsida, Rosales, Rosaceae. The record is from RefSeq and is a predicted model, not a curated record. The transcript is spliced from 11 exons.